AGGGAUGGGCAAAAGGAGGUCUGCAUUCUGGCAAUGCACUUACCACUCAUCCUCGUGCUCUUACAUCUAAUAUUCUUCAUCUACCAAUAUAACCCAAUUAGAAGCAGCCCCUCCUUUAUCAAUUAAAUACCAUUUGCCAUGCAGGCAUGUGAGAGUGAGGGAGAGAGAGAGAUGGCAAGGAUAAAACUGAUGGUGCCGCUAGCUUUGAAGCAGAAACAAGACAGUUGUUUUACUAAUCCAAACAAAUGCAGUUUGAGUGCAAGAAAGAGGGAUUUGGUAUGUGUGACAAGUGGGAAUUCUUACUUAGGUUCUCACAUAGUGAAGGAGCUUCAGGCUCACGGUUACCCGGUUCGUGUCACCAUCCAAAAUCAAGUGGAUUUUGAGGACUUGAGGGAGCUGAUAGGAGAUGAAAGGAUAAAUCAACUAGAAAGCAUUGUAGUAGCAAGCGUUGGAGAUGUGGAGGGCCUCUGCGAUGCUUUUAGAGGUUGUCAUGCUAUUUUUCACACCUCUUCCUUUGUUGAUCCACAUGGGGUCUCUGGUUAUUCAGAACGAAUGGUACCUCUUGAGGCUGAAGGAGUAACGAAUGUCAUUGAAGCUUGUGGUAGAGCAGCAUAUGAAAAGAGAUGUGUCUUUACAUCUUCUCUUCUUUCUUCUAUCUGGAAAGGUGGCAAUGUGGAGAGGGUUGUUGAUGAGAGUAGUUGGAGUGAUGAAGGGUUCUGCAGAGAAAACAAGCUUUGGCUGGCCUUGGGCAAGACUAUAGCAGAGAAAGUUGCCUGGAGGAAGUCUAAAGAAAUGAAAGUGGAGCUUGUUACUCUGUGCCCUGGACUGAUCAUGGCCCCCUCAUUCCCAAAUGCUCACAAAGAAACCUCUGUACCAUACCUUAAAGGUGGGCAGAGCAUGCUACAACAAGGCAUCCUAGCUACCGGAGAUGUUAAAAAAGUGGCAGAGGCACAUGUCUAUGUUUACGAAGCAAUGGAUAAUGGAGCAAGCGGACGAUAUCUUUGCUUCGAGAGAGUGGUACGAAAAUUGGAAGAGGCCAUUGAACUAGAGAAUGGGUUGCACAUGCAUGGUUUGUUAUCAGGAAGGAGACAAGAAGUCUUUCCAGAAGGAGACGAAGAAAUACGUAGCAACCUUGACAACUCAAAGCUUGCUAAAUUAAUCUUACAGGCUUCUCGCCGCUCAUCUUGCAAACAAUGAAACAUAAGAGUCUGAAAGCGUUAUCUGUUAGGAAUAAAUGAAUUUGAAAAAGUUGUAAUAAUGGAAAGAGAUAUUCUGUAUUUCUGUUUAUCCAAACGAUUCCUAAUCUUGUAAUGCGGCUUCACAGUCAUAUUCUUCCACAGCUAAAGGAAGUCAACAGCUUAACCCGACCACUUUUGGAUUGGGCUGCUUUCCUCUGACCACACAUCGCUUGCUGCU
Messenger RNA from Juglans regia (Persian walnut), 1416 nucleotides. Its product is annotated as cinnamoyl-CoA reductase-like SNL6. Bases 139 to 1197 code for a protein of 352 amino acids. The record is from RefSeq and is a predicted model, not a curated record. Gene Ontology annotation, molecular function: 3-beta-hydroxy-Delta5-steroid dehydrogenase (NAD+) activity. The transcript is spliced from 5 exons. Lineage: Eukaryota; Viridiplantae; Streptophyta; Magnoliopsida; Fagales; Juglandaceae. Gene Ontology annotation, biological process: steroid biosynthetic process.